CGGGGGGGGGGGGGGGGGGAAAUCGGCUCACUUGUGGGGAUCCAGCGCCCCCCAUUUCCCCCUGGAAACGAAAAGCGCGUCCUCUGAGAGCCUAGGGAGCCCGUCCUGUCGAGCUCCUUCCCGGGGCCUCUGACAGAGACCCCAGCUUCCCUUCUUGUGGUCCCAGCCAGGGUCCUUUGACCCUGCCCCAAAGCAAACUGAGCUCUGCCUCGGUCUUUCCCUCUCGGGGAAUUUGUGUUUAAUUUUUCAAGAUUUUCCUUCUUGAAGCUUGAGUAUUGUAUUCAAAAUCUGACACAAGGCUUGGAUAAUUAGCAAGAAAGCUCAACCAUAAACUGCGGAGUCAAAACCCCGUAUCGCUGCGUUUCUGCCCCAAGCAAGAUGCACCUUCAGCACUGAAAGCAAAAAGCUUUGCUUUUAAGGCUUUGUUUUUAAGAAAUAUGCAAGACUUCGGUGUAUGUCCUGUCAUCAGCAUUUGACUCAUUUCAUAAAUAUAAAUUCGAUGGGGUUGUAUACCUCGGCUUUGUGCUUCUUGUCCUCUCAAAGUCUUGGGGCCAUAAAUCAUUCUGGAAUGUCUUUGAAAAAUUUAUAUCACAAAGUUGCUUGAUUGAAAGACGCAGCCGUGACAAGAAGAUGCCUGACCGUGACAACACCUAUAACGGUAGUGGUAGCGAUGAGGCAAGCGCCAACACCGACGACAUCUGCCGAGACUUCCUGCGCAACGUCUGCAAGCGGGGCAAACGUUGCCGUUUCCGCCACCCUGACAUCAACGAGGUGACCAACUUGGGGGUCAGCAAGAACGAGUUCAUCUUCUGCCACGACUUUCAGAACAAGGAGUGCGUCCGCAUCAAUUGCCGCUUCAUCCACGGCACCAAAGAGGACGAAGACUGCUACAAAAAGACCGGGGAGCUUCCCCCGCGCCUCCGCCAGAAAGUGGCAGCUGGCCUUGGCCUGUCCCCAGCUGACCUCCCCAACAGCAAGGAAGAGGUUCCCAUCUGCCGAGAUUUUCUCAAGGGGGAUUGCCAGCGUGGGGCCAAGUGCAAAUUCCAGCACCUGCAGCGGGAUUAUGAAUAUGAUGCCCGGGGCCUGACUACCAGGGAACAGGGGAUCACCACCCCUGUGCGUCGCUAUGACCCCUAUGACCCAAUGUAUGACUCUGACCGAUGCUAUGAUGACCAUGACCCUGUGCUCAAAAGACGGCGCGUGGAUGGGCUCCACUUUGAAACGUAUGAAUACAACUUCACUAGUCCGCGCACGGUGGAAUAUCGUCUCCUGGAAGAAGAAAACAUCAUGCUCCGCAAACGAGUGGAGGACCUCAAAAAGCAAGUCAACAACCUCCUGGCCACCAAUGAGGUCCUUUUGGAACAGAACGCCCAAUUCCGCAACCAAGCCAAAGUGAUGACCCUCAGCUCCACGGCUACGGCCACCGAACAGACUCUGGCCCCGACCGUGGGCACUGUGACCAACUAUAACCACAGCAUUGCCCAAACUCACACAACUCUGAGCAGCCAAGCCCUGCAACCACGUCCCGUCUCCCAGCAGGAUUUGGUAGCCCCUGCUGGAGCGCAGGCAGCCCCCCCGAGCAACGCGGCCCCUCCUAUGAACCCUGAAAUCACCCCGCUGUCAGCAGCUUUGGCUCAGACCAUUGCCCAAGGGAUGGCUCCCCCUGUAUCCAUGGCCCCCGUAGCUGUCUCGGUAGCGCCAGUGGCUGUGUCGAUGGCUCAGCCUCUGGGGGCCAUUACCAUGAGCCAUGCCACUACUCCCAUGGUGACCUACCCCAUAGCCUCCCAGAGUAUGAGAAUAACGGCCAUGCCUCACUAGCCCACAUUCGGCAGAAGUGCCAUCGUUCAGUCUACACCGUGCUGUUCCUCAGUCGAGGGUGGGCACAAAUCCUGUUGACAGUCAAGGCAAAGAGAAUGAUAUUGAUCCCAGAGAUGGAUCUUGAAGCCUCUGGAAAGCUCAUGGGGAAGGACUAUAACCUGGGUUGACAUUUUGUCUGAAACAGGCAUAGGGGCUGUCUUUUCACAGUGAAAACAGAGCCCAGGCAUAACAGAAAAACAAGCAACAAAAGCAUUUGGAAAAUACAGAGCCUCAGACAUUUUUUUCUCUGUAUCCUAUUUCUGUUUUGUUGUUCGUCUGUUCCCUUUGUAAGUCCUCCAGUUAUGCUUUUGAAUAUAAGAACUGAGCAAACUUUCCAGACUGUGGAUUACAGUGUCUAUUGUGUGGCUGAGCAGAGGGAAAAUAGCAGUUCCUUCCCUGGUACUGUACUUGUUCAUGGAGUGGAGGGCAGUUUUCCUUAGCUCAGUCUGACGAAAGGCAGAGACUUAAUAAAAUAGCAGCUCAGCAGACUGAGUCAGCCUGAAUUCUUGCACUCUUUUUCUUGGUGUAGAAAGGCAGGAAUCCAGGCACCUGGAAAAUAACUAAUUUAAAUUGUAAUGGUUGAAUAGACAAUGAACUGGAAAGAGUUGCAGCAAACAGAACAUCCCUUCCUUUGGGGUAGAUUAGCUCUUAGUUCUGGAAAGAACAGGUUCAAAGCACAGAGACAGCACUGAUAGCUUGAUAGUUUGUGUAGUGGAGGCAAUUGCAUGUGUUUGCAUAUGUGUGUGAAUCCACAUACCUUAUGGAUACACAACACCCACAGAGAUGGCAUCUCUUUAGAAGAAUGUUGAGGGUUUCAAAGAGUCCAGGGUUUAGUGACAGGAUCUCUUGCUGCUGAACAGCUAGCUCACCACCUUUCUUCUACUUCCCUAUUGCUUUCUGGCUGUAUUUUGUGCCUGAAUUCUUCUCACAUCCAAGGACUUUGUGGUAGAACCCUACUUCACUUUUUGCUUUGUUUUUCAAGGCACCACAUUUUUUAUAGAUACCUUCCCUCAGUGUGAGUUUUUGGCUGUCUUUUCUGGGAGGGUUUUUUUUGUUUUUGUUUUUAAUGUGAACUUCAGCUCCUCCUUGAGUCUGAAGUAACUAUUAAAAUGAUUUGAGGGAAAUGAGAAAAAUGUUUGAUGACCCAGCUGUUUCUACAGUUAACAGUGUAAAUGUUUACAGCUAUUAAAACAAAUGUACAGUCCUCAACUAUAUUCAUCCCUGUAAUGAUUUUCUAAAUUAAAAAAAAAUCCUCUUCUGUCUUCUCCCAGCGCUUUCUGGGAUUUCUACACACGUAGUAAAGAAUCCAGUUUCAGAUCUUGAAGCUCUUUCUGCUUUGGAGCAGAAUACAUCUGCUUCCUAAAAUAUUGAUAAUGAUUGCAAGGAAGGGUGAGACACUAAGUGAAGUAAGGGAGAAAGGAGACUUCAAGAAAAACCCAAGAGGCUUAUUAUAAGUGUCAUUCUCCUCAAUAAGCACUGAGGUGGAUCACCAGAGGACCCUAGGACUCUACAAUGGUCAUAAAUAUGAGUCAGUUGCUAAGCAUCUGAAUUCUGAUCACAUGACCCUCCAGAUGCUGUGUGAAAAAGUCAUGUCACUUUUUCAGUGCUGUUGUAACUUCGAUCACAAAAUGAACUGUUGUAAGUCGAGGAUUACCUGUAUACAUCCAGAUCUGUCUUUACAUCACAUGUGCAUCGCCACAAAUCUUUUUAUGGGGUUCAAACCUUCUCCUGGGAAUGUACCAGUCCAUGUACCUUUAGACAAUUGCAUAGGGUGCAUUAAGUCCUGUACCCAGUUUUGCGCUCCUUCAGACUUCUCCAUGCCAAAAAUCUUUCGCAAAGGAGCGCAAAAUCUCCUCCAAAUUCUUUUGUACAUUUGCAGAAGGUUCUGGCAUGGAGAAGUGAAGAAUUUGGGGGUGGGGUGCGGUUUUACGCUUCAGACUCAACAAAGCUGCCCGACACUUCAAAAGUGGAUCAGGUGUCCUGCACAGGCAGACUUGGUGAGUCAGCGAAGCUGAGCAUGAUGUGCUUGUCCCACUCAGCCGCUGCUUGACUCACGUCUCCAUCUCUGGAGCACUGGGAUUGGACGGGAGAAGGGAACUGCAUGCAAAUAAAGGAUAACAUACAA
Molecule: messenger RNA, 3982 nt
Organism: Notechis scutatus (mainland tiger snake)
Lineage: Eukaryota; Metazoa; Chordata; Lepidosauria; Squamata; Elapidae
Gene: ZC3H10
Product: zinc finger CCCH-type containing 10
Biological process (GO): regulation of RNA splicing
Molecular function (GO): RNA binding; metal ion binding
Source: RefSeq, a predicted model, not a curated record